Urocitellus parryii (Arctic ground squirrel) is the source of this 5522-nucleotide messenger RNA. It is a transcript of the gene Ppp1r26, whose product is annotated as protein phosphatase 1 regulatory subunit 26. Gene Ontology annotation, molecular function: protein phosphatase inhibitor activity. Gene Ontology annotation, biological process: negative regulation of phosphatase activity. The record is from RefSeq and is a predicted model, not a curated record. Lineage: Eukaryota; Metazoa; Chordata; Mammalia; Rodentia; Sciuridae.
CACGGCUUCCGGAGCGCGGCCGCCGCCGCCGCCGCCGCGGGUUGGUGGAGAGGACCCUCCUGCCGCGGCCCCCUAGCAGAUGGGCUCCUCCUCUCCUCUCCAGCGUGCAGACCCUGGCUUCCCCUAACCCUAGGAAAAGCCCCACCUGGAAGUGGAAUGUGUGUUCAAGCAGCUGGCAGAGGGCACCUCUCCCUGAGCACGGAGUGACGAAGGCAGCCUUGAAGCCUUUGAACAGGAGCCUGGACUCGAAGAGAAUUUCAAGAGUGAGGUGGUCCUGCCAAGAAUGACUCUUCCUGUGAAGUCACCCUCACCAGGAUUUGUCAUAGUCCUUCUUUUCAACGUCUGGACUUGGUCACACCAGCACCUCCUGACAAUCUUUUGAGGAUGUGAACCCAAGGAGAACACAGCGCGGUCCCCCUGAGCCCCACCCGUCUGCUAGGAUGUUCCUCAUGAACGCCCCUCCAGUGGUCGCUCUCCAGUCCAAAUGGGAGGCCUUUGGCCCGCCGGGGAGCUUUAGGUUUCCCCGGUGCUUCUCAGAGUCGGAAGAGGCUGUCGCCAGAGCUUCGGUGAGUGCCAGGGUGCAGAUGGUCAUCAGCACGCUGCAGCGCGGUGAGGCCGCCCUGGGCACGCACGAUGAGCGUGCCACGCAGAGAAGCCAGCGGGCGGAGGGGUGCCGGGAGGGCAGGCUGGCUGCCAGCCCUGCCCUGCGCAGCGCGCCGCCUGCCUUUGCUGCCUGUGGCCUUGCUGCCCAUCGCCACCCCCCAGCCGAGGAGGGAGCUGCCAGCCUUGGCCCGCUGGCGCUGGAUUCCGACAGUGACGACUCUGUGGACCGGGACAUUGAGGAGGCCAUCCAGGAGUACCUGAAGGCCAAGAGUGGUGCCGCACAGCCCAUGCCCAGGGGGGCCCAGCCUGGCGGGGCCGCAGGUGGGGGCAGCAGAGGCAAACCAGAGCCUCCACACAGUGGCACCCCGCCCGCCCUGUGUCCCCCAAAACUUGCCCCAGUGUCAGCCAGUGUUCCUGGCAGCCCUGGGGAGGCCGGCGGGGACCAGGGCUCAGCCUCACCCGUCAGUGUGAGCAGUGAGGACUCCUUUGAGCAGAGCAUCCGGGCAGAAAUAGAGCAGUUUUUGAAUGAGAAAAGACAACACGGAAACCAAAAGUGCGACGGGUCCGUGGACAAGAGCACAGACCCCAGUGAAAGUCCAGCCCGAUCCACCCUGAAACCCACCCAGGAGCCCCCCGUCAGGGCGCCGCCCCGCCACAGUCUGAUGGGCGCCUGUAAGGAGUUUGUCUUCCGCAGACCUCCCAGGUCAGCAAAGGGCAGCACAGCGCCCGGCAGCCUCAGGCCAAAGGUCGCCACUGAGCCCGAGAACCUGGGCAGCACAAGGCCUGCCGCCCCCAAGCCCCAGGCAGCACAGAGCAGGGGCGGGGGCAAGAGGAACUGCGGAGCUGGAAGAAGGGGCAGCCGCGGCAGGGGUGUGGCCCCCCAGCACGAGGCCUCCGACUCCAGCAGCGACGACGGCAUCGAGGAGGCCAUCCAGCUGUAUCAGCUGGAGAAGACCAGGAAGGAGGCCAGCGGGGACCCGCCACCGGGAGCCCAGCUCAGCCAGGAGAAGGGGCCCGACGUUCCCGCCAGCAGCCCGGGCAGCUCACUGAGAAGUGCCUUCCCCGAGACCCCCAGGAGAACUCCGAGCAGGAGGAAGCCGGCGGUCCCCAGGGCCACAGACCCCAGCCCAGGGGGCCUGGACUCCGACCACCUCUCCAAGCCACCCAGGGAUGCCAGGGCUGCCGUACCUCCGGCAGGCACCACCACCAGCAGCGGGCCUUGGGAACGGGCCUCGGGCCGCGCAGACACCUCGGCCGAGCUGAUGUGCGCUGAAGCCAUCCUGGACAUCUCCAAGACCAUCCUGCCGGCGCCUGUGGAGGGUGGCAGCGGGCCCACGUCUGUAGGCCCCCCCUUCUGCCUCCCCAACGUGCCUUCCCGCUCUGAUGGGGACAGCAGCUCCGUGGACAGUGACGACAGCAUAGAGCAGGAGAUCCGGACGUUUUUGGCUCUGAAGGCACAGUCGGGAAGUCUGCUGGCCAGAGCCGAAAACUGCCCACAGCCCACCCCAGGUCCCCUCUCCCCACCAGGCCCCAGCAGCCAGACCAGUGUCCCCAAGGCCCCUCUCUCUAAACCCCCAGACCUGCCCCUAAGCUGCAGAAGGAAACGCAGAGGUGGAGCCAAUGCCGUGAGGAUGUCCACCCCCAAGAAACCAAGGGAGGUGAAAGACAGUGCCCAGGACGGCGACCGCAGCCAGGGGCAGGCUCAGCCUGGCCACAGCGGGCAGGACCCCCCCAGCCAGGCGAACGCCGGCGAGGCCCCGGGCAGGGAGUGCCAGGCCAGGAGCCAGCCUGUGCCCUCCAGGCCUUUCCUGCUCAGUGACGUUUGCGUGUCGCAAGGCCUUGGGGUUCAGGGGAAGGCAGGAGAAGGCAGGAGCGUUGGUGAGAGAGAGAGCUCCGAGGACAAGAGCAGCUCUCUGGACAGUGACGAGGACCUCGACACGGCCAUCAAGGACCUGCUGAGAUCCAAGCGGAAGCUCAAGAAGAGGUGCAGGGAUCCCCGGGCAGCCUGCAGGAAGAAGGUCAGGUUCAGCACCCCCGAGACACGGUUGGUGCACACGCUGGGAGGCCUCCCGAGAGCCUGGAAGGACAGAGGCCCRCGGGUGCUGAGGAGCUGCCUGUCCACGUCCAGAAGGGACAGCAGGGCGUGCCUGGGGAGACGACCGCCCAGUGCCUUCAGUGGUCCAGGAGAGGGGAGGAAGCUGGGGGGCAAGGACGCAGCCCCAGCUCUCCAGUCCAGGAGGAGACCGCCUGAAGGGACUCCAUUCUCCAAGGAAACAGGAGCCCGUGACCAUGCGUGCUCUGCCCCCAGCUCCCUGUCUGAGGACAGUUCAGUGGACAGUGACGACAGCAUCGAACUGGAGAUAAGAAAGUUUUUGGCAGAAAAGGCUAAGGAGUCCGUGAGCAGUUCAGCAGUUCAAGGAGGGGGCCCAGCCCGGCCGGAGGAGCCCUGCAGGAAGGAGCUGGCCCCCAGUCUGCAGCCCGGCGUGUGCACACGGAGCCAGAGGGCCAGGGGCGGCCCUCCACUGGCUGAAGGACUAAGGGGCACAGAGAAGGCUGGGGGACCGUGUGCCCCCAGCCUCUUCAUCCCCGGCGGGAAGGGCGCAGCCCGCACCGAGCACACUUCCCACCACCCGGCUGCUGCAGGCAGGUGUGAGCCCACACUGCCCAGGAGUGCCAGUGGGAACCCCUCUGCCAAAGGGUGUCCUGCAAGUAGGAGAAAUGUCUAUGUUCACAAAGACCAGAGCCCACCCCGCGCUGAGCCCGCAGCCACAGAAAGUGCUUUUGGUCAGCUGCCCAGCUGUGCCACAGCAGGAGCUGAGACCGGAAGCUCCGGGGGAACCUUUCAUGUCAACUAUGGGAGCCGGAGCUUAUUGUCCCCUAGCCCAGGACCUCAGGCCGAGCUGGCCCUCCCCUGGAGUGACCUGGCCCACCACARCAGGCUGCCCAGCCCAUGGUCACUGAAUUCAGAAGGUCGGAGUUCAGCAUGGACCGGGGGCCUUGGGGGUGAGAAAGAGAAGGGGACCCAGGGGCAGGCCAGGGUCCYGCACAGCCUCACCUUGGACCCCAGGAAGAACCUGUCCUUUCCAGGCUUCUCUCCCCUGCUGUCCACCCAGCUGUUCCACUUUGGGAAGAGCGUCCCCUGGGGAGGCCAGCAGGCCGGCCUCUUCAGUCCCCACCUGGGUCUGCCUCUGCAGGGCCCGUCCUUCUCGGCCUUCAGAGAGACCCAGGCUGGUCACAGCCCCGUGUUUGGAAGCCCACACUUGCUCGUGAAGGACAGUGGGCACUGGCCAAGCAGGAAAGCCCGGGCAGGGCUCGGUUUGCAGGACAAGAGGAACUUGGGCUCAGAGGAAGGCAUCCUGGACCUGAGGUAUGGCCACAGGGUGGUGGACAGGGAUGACCAGGACCAGGAGGUGCUGGGCAGCGAUGCCAGUGAAUGCAGCGACAGCUCCCUGGAGGACCGUGGCUCAGUGGUGAAGGGCAGAGUCCUCAAGCUGUGACGCGCAGCCUGGCCCGCCCCUGGUGCAGAGCCGCGUGCGCAGGAGAGUGCAGCCAGCGUCCUGUACAUAGCCCUGUACAUGUGUACACUAACAGGAGGUUUAUUUAACAGACGUGUCCUGGUAAAUAUGAUUUUUGUAGCUUUUUGUAAAUUAGUUAUACUGCUGUAAAAAAUAUUUUUGGAAAAUGUCGUCUUGAUUUUGAAGGGUGUUCCUAACUGCAGCGUUCUGUGGUCUGCAUGGAGCCACAGAUGAGCACACAUUUUGGUUCUUACUGUCACAGCGAGGGUCACCUUGGCCAGGACUCUAGCCAGUUGCUGGUUUAGAUGUUCAAGCCUGGGAGGCAGUGGCCACCCUCUGGGAAGCCCUGAAAUGCCCGUGUCUGUCCGAAGCUCCCGGAAUAGUGCUUUUCAUAAAGAACUCACUGGUCCCUAGCAGCCAGAGCAGUUCCUCUCAACACUGCCAUCACAGCUUGGGUCAGUAAAAUGUUUCAAAGCACAGUGGCCAGCAAGUGAACUGACCGGCCAGUCCUGGCCUCGCAAGACCCCACUGAGACAGUGGCACACUCUGCAGCCCAGUCCUCCAGUGUCCAGGCUCCUGCAGUCACCAGGUGAUUCUAACAUCUAAGUAAAUCUCUUUUCCUGGAGAGUUCUGUCCUCUCGAUCGUGGGUCCAAGAGAUCACACUGUAUGAGCGUUUAACUGUCCUCUUCUUGAUUUGUGCACAYGAGUGAAUAAGCACAGCAAUCAGGUGGUUUGGUCCCCAGACACCUUGGCCAGAGCUCAGUGCUGGGGACAAGCCUUGCAUACCUCCAUACCUGCCGUCCAGGAGCUGCAGCCAGUCAGGGUCUGACCAGUGGCCCAGCCAGUGCUGCCGAUGACCUCCUGCAGCCCACCUCCUGGGGCAGAAGGGCGCUGGUUGUAGGCCAUGGCCUCUGGUCCCUGGGUCAGGGCCAAGUGAUGCUGCUGCCUUGGUUUCCUUACCUUCUGCCCAGUGGCACCAAGGUACCCAUGGCCACUGUGGGGACAGGCCAUGCUGGCCACUGAUGCCCUCCRGUCACCCCAAGUUCUGCGACUCGGGUUCAGCUGUGAGGCAGUGUACCCUUAGCCGGUGAUGUUGGUACUCUAACGUGGAUGUGAGUCUUCUACGCCCCCUGUACCCCCGGGUGUAAAUAGGAACCCACUUCUGUGCCCAGGGGCAGACCCCACCCAGGGUGAGCCUCUGCUGGGCCAAGCUGCGGUCCUGAGCAUCCCGAUGUGCGUGUGAUAGCUUCCUUGUGGUGUGUUCCUUCACUUAAGCGCUCCAUGUAAUCCAUGUCCUGACUUUUAUUUAACUUUUUAAAGAGUGCUUUUAACUCCUGGAUACAAACAUCAGCUCAUUUUGUACAUAAGAACUUUUUUUUAAUGAAUAAAUCAAGCAUCACCAA